Messenger RNA from Acanthosepion pharaonis, 1743 nucleotides. NCBI's taxonomy places the organism in Eukaryota, Metazoa, Mollusca, Cephalopoda, Sepiida, Sepiidae. The record is from the annotation of a GenBank genome assembly.
AUGCUUCUUCUUUCUCCUUCAAUCUUCUUCUUCUUCUUUGGUUUCCUUCAUUCUUCUUCCUUUCCCUCCUCUUUUCUAAAUUCAUUUCUCUUCUUCUUCUUUCUUCUUUCUUUUUCAAAUUCUUCUCUCUUCUUUUUCAUUCUUCUUCUUCAUCCUCCUUUUCUAAAUUCAUUCAUCUUCUUCUUCCUCUUUUUGCAUUCUUCCUUCUUCUUCUUCUUUCCUCCUCUUUCUCCUCUUCUUUUUGCAAUUCUUUCAUCUCCUCUUCUUCUUCUUCCUUUCCUCCUCUUUCAUUUCUUCUUUCAAUCAUUCUUCUUCCUUUCAUUCCUCCUCUUUCUAAAUUCAUUUUCUUCUUCUUCUUCUUCUUUGCAUUCUCCUUCAAUGCAUUCUUCUUCCUUCAUCAUCCUCCUCUUUCUAAAUUCAUUCCUCUUCUUCUUCUUCUUCUUCUUUGCAUUCUCCUUCAAUGCAUUCUUCUUCCUUCACUUCCUCCUCUUUUCUAAAUUCAUUUCUUCUUCUUUUUUAAUCUUCUUCUUCUUCAUUCAUCCUCCUCUUUCUCCUUCAAUUCAUUUCUUCUUUCUUUUGCAUUCUUUUUUGCAUUCUUCUUCCUUCAUCCUCCUCUUUCUAAAUUCAUUCCUUCUUCUUCUUCCUCUUCUUUGCAUUCUCCUUCAAUGCAUUCUUCUUCCUUCACAUCCUCCUCUUUCUAAAUUCAUUCCUCUUCUUCUUCUUCAUUCUUCUUCUUUGCAUUCUUCUUCUUCAUUCUUCUUCCUUCUUCUUCUUCUUCUUCUUCAUUCUUCUUCUUCUCCUCCUCUUUCUUUCAUUUCAUCUUCUUCUUCUUCUUCUUUGCAAUCUUCCUUCAAUCCUCCUCUUCUUCCAUUCAUCUUCUUCUUUUUGCAUUCUUCUUCCUUCUUCUUCCUUCUUCCUUUCCUCUUCUUCUUCUUCUUCAUUCUUCUUCUUCUUCCUCCUCUUUCAAAUUCAUUCAUUCCUUCUUCUUCUUCUUCUUUGCAAUCUCUUCUUCUUUUUGCAUUCUUCUUCCUUCAUCUCCUCUUUCUAAAUUCAUUCCUCUUCUUCUUCCUCUUCUUUGCAUUCUCCUUCAAUGCAUUCUUCUUCCUUCAUCCUCCUCUUUCUAAAUUCAUUCCUCUUCUUCUUCUUCUUUCUUUUAAAUUCUUCUUUCUUCUUCCUUCACUCCUCCUCUUUCUUUCAUUCAUCUUCUUCUUCUUCUUCUUUUCUUCCUUCAUUCCUCCUUUUCUAAAUUCAUUCUUCUUCUUCUUCUUCUUCUUUAUUCUUCUCCUUCAAUCUUCUUCUUCUUCAUUCUUCUUUGCAUUCUCCUUCAAUUCAUUCUUCUUCUUCUUUGCAUUCUUCCUCCUCUUUCCUCUCUUUCAUUCAUUCUUCUUCUUCCUCUUCUUUGCAUUCUUCAAUGCAUUCUUCUUCCUUCAUCCUCCUCUUCUUUCUAAAUUCAUUCAUUCUUCUUCUUCUUUGCAUUCUUUCUUCAUUCUUCUUCCUUCACUUCCUCCUCUUUCUAAAUUCAUUCAUCUUCUUCUUCUUCUUUUUCAUUCUCCUUCUUCUUCUUCCUUCACAUCCCUCUUUUCUAAAUUCAUUCCUCUUCUUCUUCUUCUUCUUUUUGCAAUCUCCUUCAAUGCAUUCUUCUUCCUUCACUUCCUCCUCUUUCUAAAUUCAUUCCUCUUCUUCUUCUUCUUCUUUUUCAUUCUCCUUCAAUGCAUUCUUCUUCCUUCUUCCUCCUCUUUCUAA